AUGCGGCGGCCCCUGGGGAGGGCUGCCUCCGACACAGGGCUGGCCUCGGGGAGCUGGUGGGACAGGUCGGGAGCAGGGCAGGGAGUAACCCCCAGGACUCGCUUGUUGCGGUCAGCCCCGAAGCAGCAGAUGGAGGGGAAGAGCAAAGGCCUCGAGUACUACUUCUCCCAGUUCCUCUGCUUCGCCAGCGUCGUGCUGCUGCUCAUUUUUCUGGGCAUCCUCGUGGUGAAGAUGAUUGGGUCAGGCUGGCUUGACAAGAGAGAGGAGAACUUUAUUCUCUUGCCUGUGGAUUGUGACAAAAGAACAGAUGAUUUCUGUCAAGCUAAACAGAAGGAUGUCGUGAUCAACGUGCUGCACGAGUUGUACAACUACUUGUCUGUUCAAGCUGGUAAUUUUGAAUGUGGAAACCCUGAGAAUCUAAAAAGCAAAUGCAUUUGGGUUAGUGAAGCAAAGGAUCAUGUGGUGAAUGUAACUGGUAGUUCCCCAAAGAAGUUUGAAGCUGCCCUGCACUGGAUACUAAACACUAACAAGGAUUUAGGAAUAUGGUUGAAAGGCAGAGACCUUUCGGAACCAGUUACCAAAGUGGAGGACGUGUUCUGCCUUGAAUCAGCCCAUCCUCAGAUGGGCCUUGGCUGCCGUUUCCGUCGGGCAGUGGUCACUGCCAUCAUGAACCUCUUCCUGUUCUUCUGGUGUCUGAUAACUCUUUGGGGGAUCCUGCUCUUCCUUAGGUAUCGCUGGCGGAAGAUGGAGGAAGAGGAACAGGCCAUGUAUGAAAUGGUGAAGAAGAUCAUAGCUGUUGUCCAGGACCACUAUAAGGAAUGGGAACGGAACCUGGAGCGUUACCCCUAUGUUGGAAUAUUCCAUGUUCGGGACAGCCUCAUCCCCCCUCAGAGCAGAAAGAAAAUGAAGCGGGUGUGGGAGAGAGCUGUGGACUUCCUGGCUUCAAAUGAGUCACGGAUUCAGACAGAGUCACACAGGGUAGCAGGAGAAGAUAUGCUCGUGUGGAGAUGGACUCAGCCUUCUUACGUCUCGGAUUCAGAGCACUGAAGAGGAACAGAAGUUGAGCAACUGUCAGUAUGGACCUCGGCAAGGGGACAGUCCCCUCUCUGGUGGUGGGAAAGAGCAGGUCAUGGUCCUGAUCCUCUGGGGUGGGGGAUUGCACGUAGCUGUUUGCUCUUCUUUCUGAAAAUCUUCACACACAAAACUUCAGGGCAAUAAUGUUGGCUUGGAAAGAAGGUGGGCUUGAGCUGGUGGGAAGCUAGAAUUGCACCAAAGUUACCCUUCCAGCAGAUGUCUGGCUUCCAGGAGCAAGCAAACCUAGAACAACUUGCAAA
This is a messenger RNA of Nestor notabilis (Kea), 1334 nucleotides long. RefSeq names its product LEM domain containing 2 (gene LEMD2). Gene Ontology annotation, cellular component: nuclear inner membrane. Bases 1 to 1047 code for a protein of 348 amino acids. NCBI's taxonomy places the organism in Eukaryota, Metazoa, Chordata, Aves, Psittaciformes, Psittacidae. Gene Ontology annotation, molecular function: chromatin DNA binding. The transcript has 9 exons. The record is from RefSeq and is a predicted model, not a curated record. Gene Ontology annotation, biological process: negative regulation of BMP signaling pathway; nuclear envelope organization.